GGUAUCUGCACGAGUCUUAACUGCGUUGUUUUGGGAUUACAUCACUAUAUCGUCACAGGGUGUUCAGUCUGGGCAACAAGAAGAGCACUAUCAGUCCGAGGCCUUUUCUCACAGCUGUCAGUCCUUCGUUACUCCCUCUGCAAGAACUACAAUAUCAAGGAAGGAGACACCAGAGCCCCACUGACUGGUUGGCAUACAGAACAAGACAGCCUACUGCAGGAAGACAGACAGGCACCAUGACACAGGGCAAGCUUUCUCUUGCAAACAAGACCACCAAUGGCUCCUCCAGUGGACAGGCCUUAGUGGCACCAGCUCCUCCCAGCUAUGAGGAAGCCACUGCGGGCACCAGUGCUCCUUGCUAUAAUGAUGUGGAGAUGCUCACAGAGUUCACCUGGGAUGAUCGCAACAUCAGAAGGGUCUUCAUCCGUAAGGUGUACGCCAUCUUGAUGAUCCAGCUUUUGGUCACUCUUGCUAUUGUGGCUCUCUUCACAUUCUGUGACCCUGUGAAGGACUACAUUCAAGCCAACCCUGGGUGGUACUGGGCCUCUUACAUUGUGUUCUUUGUCACCUAUGUGACCCUGUCUUGCUGCUCUGCACCAAGGAGGCAGUUUCCAUGGAAUCUGAUUCUGCUUGCCAUCUUUACCCUGUCCCUCUCCUACAUGACAGGGAUGUUGUCCAGUUUCUAUAAUACCAAGUCAGUGGUGAUGUGUCUGGGCAUCACAGCAGCUGUUUGCCUCCUGGUCACAGUCUUCAGCUUCCAAACUAAGUUUGAUGUGACAUCAUACCAAGGUGUGCUCUUUGUCUUCUGCAUGGUCAUGUUCAUCUCUGGACUGGUGCUGGCACUCGUCCUUCCCUUUCAAUAUGUACCAUGGUUGGAUGCCACCUAUGCUGUCUUGGGAGCCAUACUGUUUACCAUGUUUUUGGCGUUUGACACCCAACUUCUCAUGGGGAACAAGCGGUACACCAUGAGCCCGGAAGAGUAUGUCUUUGCCACUCUCAACAUCUACCUAGAUAUCAUCUACAUCUUCUCCUUCUUCCUCCAAAUCUUUGGAACAAAACGAGAGUAAACCAUCACCCUACCUUUCUGACCUACAGACAAAGGGAUGCACCAGAUUGGAAAUAUAGGCAGACAUGAUAAGAGUCUUGUGAAUUUUUGGUGAUUGUGGUGACAAUACUUCCACUUGUAACAGCUUUAUUUUUUGCCUGAUACUGACAUGGUCACAAAUAGUUUGUGAAUCUCUUGUACAGCUACACAUGUACAUAGACAUAAUGUCAGUAUUAACACCCAAGAUGUCUAUAACCUUUCCCUCCUCUCUAGCAUGUUUGGAAACGCUUACCACGCUAGGGGGUUAGCUUACUAGCUUUACCAGUGAUCAGUGGUCUCUGAUCUUAAUCUGUUUAACGUAGAUAAAACAUUCUGUGAGUGUUCAUAUGAAGCUGUAUGGGUGUCAUAUAUCCAUGCUUGCAUUGGUAUCAUAAAUCACCUGCAAACAAUAGAUGUCAGUGCUGUUUAGGAAGUGUUUGAUCAACAGCACAUUAUGCAUGACUCUUAAAAAAAGCCCUAACUAUGCCAAGUAAAGUCAUCCCAUUGUUGGACUAUUGCUGUGGGUGUUGAUUUAGUCAAUGAAAGCACAAACCUAACUUUAAAAAAAAAAAGAAAAAGAAAAACUUUCCCUUUGUUUUCAGUUAGCCUAACUGUUUUUAACAGUUCGAGGAUAGGUGACCUCUUUUUUCUGGCUUUCGAAUGACAAUCUGAAAUAUUAUUUACUGGUUUUGGGAUGUUGCUACUCAUGUCUGCCUUGAUUUGUUAUUUGUUGUAGAAUGUAUGAUCAAUAUGUUGACCCCCCCCCCCCCCCCCAUUUAACUAUGAAGCUGUCAUUCAUUGCAUUCACAUUGUUGCAAUGUUUAUUAUUAGUGUGUCAUUUGUCUAAUAUGUGUGUUUUCAUGAGAAAUAUUUAGUUUGAGCAAACCUUGAUUGUUGGCAUUGUAGUUUUUGGUCCUAAUAUUAUUUAAACUUAUAUAGUUGGCUUGAAACGGUGACAUUACAAUUAAAUAUAAACAUGACAGUGCCAAACAUGCAUGAAUUUACUCUAACUUUUGAUAAGGCCUGCAUUUGUGGAGGGGCUUGAAUGCUAUAUUUCAUGAGAUUUGAAGUUUAUUUUUUUAUGACAGAAUGAUAUAUUUUAGAAAGCAAGAGAUGGUGAGUUUAAAGCUUGAAAUGAAUUUAUUAGUCUUCUAAAGUGGCCUUGGAUUACCUUUAUUUGACAAUAUUGAUGCGGUAGUAUAUUGUUCUAAGAGCAUUUCACUGUAAUAUUGGUGUCACUGUAUUCAUUUAUUAAAGGGUGAAUAUGUA
This is a messenger RNA of Seriola aureovittata, 2353 nucleotides long. Its product is annotated as protein lifeguard 2-like. The coding region runs from base 237 to 1067 and encodes 276 amino acids. Gene Ontology annotation, cellular component: Golgi apparatus; endoplasmic reticulum; membrane. Gene Ontology annotation, biological process: negative regulation of apoptotic signaling pathway. The record is from RefSeq and is a predicted model, not a curated record. The transcript is spliced from 12 exons. Lineage: Eukaryota; Metazoa; Chordata; Actinopteri; Carangiformes; Carangidae.